AUGGAUUUAGAACAGACUCUCUUAAUUCUUUUUUAAAGAACACUAGAAUCUAAUAAGGAUGAUCAUUUAUAAACUAUAUUAUCAAGUCAAGCAAAGAUAAUCUAAUAAAAAAAAGAAAAUGUUAAUCCUCUUCAAUAAUCAACAUCUGCAAUUUAGAAAAAGUUAUAAGCCAUAGAAAAGAAUUUUAUAAACCAAGUUGCUUUCAAAAAGAGAAGAAAAUCUAAAUAUGAUCAUCGUUCUAAUACAAGUUCACAAAUUGAAAAUGAAGAAAUUUAAACAAUCAUUUAUGAUGAAGAUAAUUAAGAAAUAUUCAAUAAUGAAACAAAUCUCUAAAAGCUAAAAAGGGAUAAUUCAAAAUUGCAAAAACAAAUUACAUAAUUAUAAUAUGAAUAAAGAGAGAAAUACCUUAAAAAUUGUAAUGAAAUUGAAUAAAUUAACAGAGAAAAAAACUUAGUAUUAGAAAAUACAAAGAAACUUAAUGAUAAAUAAAGAAAAUUAAAUUAACAAUCUUAGUUGCUCUAACAAAAAUAACAAAAUCUACUUAAAUAAGAAUAAAACUAUUAUAAGUAAUAAUAAAAUACAGAUGAAUGUUAAGAUGAGUAAUAUAGAUAUGUAUAAAUAUUUCUAAUUCAAUAGGAUAAUCAAUUAAAUAAUAGAAGAGAUGAAAUGGAAAAACUACAAAUGAAAUUGAAUACUUUUGUAUCUCAAUUAUUGAGUCUACAAAGAAAUAAAAAUAAAGUACAGUGUUAGUUAAAUGUCUAAAUUGAUGCAGUAGAAUAAUUAGCUUAAUUUAUUCUAAAAGAACGUUCCAAUAUAUAAUAGGAUUAACAAUAUUUAAGGUAAUUCAAGGAAAAGGUUUUAGAAGAAAAGAAGCAGCUUCUUUAAUUAUAAGAAUAACCAUGA
Messenger RNA from Paramecium pentaurelia, 903 nucleotides. Lineage: Eukaryota; Ciliophora; Oligohymenophorea; Peniculida; Parameciidae. The record is from the annotation of a GenBank genome assembly.